AUGAGCCUGUCGUCCGAGGAGGCCCUGCCGGUGGCGCGUUGGCUGCGCGCUGCCGAGAUUCAGGAUGCCGACGAACAGGCCCUCGUGCAGGCCCUCGUGGAGGCGCGGCUGCUGGUGGCCGACAGCGACGGCGCCGUGGCCGGCUACCGGGUGGUCCACGAAUCCCUGCUGCGGCAGUGGCCGCGCGUGGUCGACCUCGUGGCGCAGUUGCGCGCGCAUCUGGCCGCCCGGCAUGAGCUGGCGCCGUGGGUGCAGCGCUGGAUCGAGGCAGAGCAGGCGAGCGCUCUGUUGCUGCCGCAGGGCGCGCUGCUGUUGCGGGCCAGCAAGUCGGUGGCCGAUGCGCCCCGCCUGUUCACCGACGAGGAGCAGCUGUUCGUCGCCCGCGCCAACCAGCGCAUCCGUCGGCAGGGGCGGCUGCGCUGGGCGGGUGUGGUGGGUGUCGCAGGACUGGCCGUGUUGGCGGCCAGCGUGGCCGUGCGCAAUGCGGAUCUGGCGGAGAUCUCCGCCGCACGGGAACUCCAGAGCCGCCGCUUGGUGACGUUCAUGCUGGGCGACCUCGUCGAUCAGUUGCGCCCCAUCGGCAAGCUCGAUCUGCUGGCCCGCAUCGGUGAGCAGGGCGUGGCCCUGCUGAGUACCGAGGGGCUCCCUCCCGAGUCGCCGACGGAUGCGCUGCAGCGUGCCAAGGCCCUGGUCGUGAUCGGCGAGGUGAACAGCAGCCGGGGCAAGGGGCGCGUGGAGGUCGCGGUCGCGGCGCUGGAGCAGGCGCGUCGGCUGCUCCAGCCGCUGGCCGGGCCCGCCGACUACUACGGGACGCUGGGCGCUGCCGAGUUCUGGCUCGGGCAGAUUGCCUUCGAUGCAGGCGACGUGGACGCUGCCAGUGCCGCCAUGAAUCGCUACCGCGAAGCCUGCGAACGCUGGCGCCGCGAGACCCCCCAGGACGCGACCGCCACGGCGGAGCUGGGCUUCGCGCUCAACAGCCUGGGCUCCAUCGCGAUGCGCCGGGGCGCCUGGCAGGAGGCGCGGCAGUGGAUCGAGCAGUCGUUGGCGCUCAAGCUCGCCGCGCUGGCGGCUCAGCCGCAGGACGUGGACCUGCAGGACGCCGUGGCGAGUUCGCGCGCCUGGCUGGGCCAGCUUGCCUACGUGCGGGGUGACGUGCGGGAGGCGUCGACGCAGAUCGAGGCGGCGCGCGUCAUCCAGGAGGCGCUGCUGGCGCGUCGCGCGGGCGAGGCGGUGCGCCUGCACGACUUCGGCGUCCUGCAUGUGAGGCAGGCCGAAGUGCGGCACGGCCAGGGCCGGUAUCUGCUGGCGAUCCAGUCGCUGCAGUCGGCCGUGGACCUGCUCGGCAAGGCACUGGCUCACGAACCGGGCAACGUCUACUGGGCGUCCGAGAUUCGUCACGCAGAAACGGCCUUGUUGAUGGCCCGGCUGGAUGCCGGUCAGCCCAUCGAAGCGCAGGCCGAGGCACUGAAGGCACGCAUGCUGAGCGAGCCGAGCGGCAGCGCCUUGUCACGCGAGAAGAAAGGCCACACGGACAUUCAGUCCUGCCUGUAUUUCACGUGGACCGGCAUUCAAGUCGGUCCCGACGAAUUGCAAAGCAAUGCGCAAGGGUUCGACUCGGCCUUUGUCUGCCUGCGCCAGACGAGUUUGGACGACCUGCGGGAGGUGGGCGCCAUGCUGCCGGACGACACGGUGGCCGUGCAGGACCUGAGCCUCUUCGGCGCCGUGGCGAAGACGCGCGAUCAGAGUUUUCAGAUGCCGACGAUGUUCAACGCGGUCGAGAAGGACGGUUUCAAGACGCUGGUCCUGCCCGUGUUCGCGGGCAGCCGCCGCAGCGUCAUUCUGGUGUUCGCGGACCCGAACGGACGCCUGAUCGCGACCUCGGACCCCGAGAUCAAGAACUCCACCGGCGGCUGA
Molecule: messenger RNA, 1914 nt
Organism: Ostertagia ostertagi
Lineage: Eukaryota; Metazoa; Nematoda; Chromadorea; Rhabditida; Trichostrongylidae
Source: the annotation of a GenBank genome assembly